AUGCAAUAGCAUCCUCAAGAAAUAGUUGAUAUGUUUAAUGAAUUUAAAUCUGCUUAAACAAAUUUAUUGAAUGUGAAAGAGUUUUUGUAAUUAUUAUAAGAAGCUGGAUUGGAAAAAAACUGCUAAAUGUUAACAAAGAAAUUGAAUAUGAAAAAAAAUGAAAAUUUGAAUUUAAUUCAAUUUGCGUAAUGCUUUAAUUUUGAUCCUGAUGUUUAUGAAAAUUUUGAGAUGUUAUUUUAAAUAAUUGAUUCAAGUAAUUCAAAAAAGAUUAGCAAAUAGGAAUUAAAAAAAUAAUGUGAGAUACUGGGUAUAUAUGAUGUAAAUAUGAAUAGGAAUGUAAUUCAAUGAUAAGGAUAUUGAUAUUAUGAUUAAUUAAAUCGGAAGUGAUGAAUAAGGAGUAGUUUCAAGAGAUAAAUUAUGGAGUAUGUUGCAACAAUAUAAAAAUUAUGAAAUCCAAUAGUGA
This is a messenger RNA of Paramecium sonneborni, 463 nucleotides long. Lineage: Eukaryota; Ciliophora; Oligohymenophorea; Peniculida; Parameciidae. The record is from the annotation of a GenBank genome assembly.